CUUCUCCCGGUCCCCGCUGAGUCCAGGGCAAGAAGAAAUCAAGGACCCUCUCAUCCUCUGGAAUCUUCUCCCCAGAGACACCUAAGUGGGCACGGCUGCUUCUGUUGUCGCUCUUGCAGCCAUAACUCUGCCCCAGAGCCCAGGAGGUAUGGGGGAGCCCCGGGCACCCGAGGCCGUGGCGGUGCACAGGCUAGAACACCGCCGGGAAGAAGAACAGAAGGAGGCGCGGCAACACAGCCUGCAGAUGGGCUCCUCCACGCGGAAAUGGACCUUCCACAGCAGCGAGGAAGAGGAUCAGUUCAGCGCGGCAGACUACGCCCUCGCAGCUGCCCUGGCUCUGACGGCCUCCUCAGAGACAUCGUGGGAGGCCCAGCUGAGGCGCCAGACCAGCACCGUGGAGCUGGAGGAGCGAGGGCAGAAGCGGGUGGGCUUCGGCAAUGAGUGGGAGAAGAUGGAGAUCGCCUUCCUACGGACCCGGUGGCUGCUGCGCCAGAGGCGAGACCGGAAGGCGCUGAGAUGGCAGACAGAGAAGAAGGUCCGGGAGGCCAAGGAGCUGAGGGAGCUGUGUUCCGGACGCGGGCCCUGGUUCUGUAUCCCGCUGCGCUCCCACGCGGUCUGGGAGCGCACCACGGUCCUACUGACCUGCACCGUGCAGGCCUCGCCUCCACCCCAGGUCACCUGGUACAAAAAUGACAUGCGAAUUGAUCUCCGCCUCUUCCCUGCCGGAAAGUACCGAAUCACCAAUAACUAUGGGCUGCUGACACUGGAGAUUAGGAGAUGCACCAUUGAGGACGCAGCCACCUACACAGUGACGGUCAAGAACGCCUACGGCCAGGCCUCCUCCUUCGCCAAAGUCCUUGUCCGCACUUACCUGGGAAAGGAUGCUGGCUUCGAUUCGGAGAUCUUUAAAAGACUGAUGUUUGGCCCCAACGUGGAAUUCACGUCGGUGCUGAAACCAGUCUUCGCCCGUGAGAAGGAAUCCUUCUCCCUGUCCUGCCUAUUUUCGGAAGAUGUGUCAGACGCCAAGCAGAACAUCCAGUGGUUCCGAGAUGGGAGGCUGCUGAAGUCCUCCAGCCGCCGGCAGAUGCUCUACGCAGACCGCCAGGCGUCCCUGAAGGUGUCCUGCGCCUACAAGGAGGACGAGGGUCUCUACACGGUCCAGGUGCCCUCGCCCUCUGGGCUCCGGGAGCAGAGGGCCUAUGUGUUUGUGAGAGAUGCUGCAGCCGAGAAGCCAGGGGCUCCAGGCUCCCCCCUGAAUGUUCGAUGCCUGAACGUGAACAGAGACUGCCUCAUCCUGACGUGGACCCCGCCCAGCGACACCCGUGGCAACGCCAUCACCAGCUACUCCAUUGAGCUGUGCCAGGGCGAGUCCGAACAAUGGGUGCUCUGCCACCAGACCCCCGGCGGGACCUGUCGGUGCCCAAUCCAAGGCCUCGCCGAAGGCCAGAGCUAUCGGUUCCGGGUGAGAGCCAUCAGCAGAGCCGGCAGCAGCAUCCCCUCCAAGGCUUCGGAACCGGUUGCCAUGGGCGACCCUGAGGAAGCCCGGAGGAAGACAGAGAUCCCCUUUGACAUGGGAAAAACGAUCACGGUCAGCACAGAUGAUUCUGAAGACUUCGUGACCAUUCCCUCGCCCCCGACCAAUGUCCACGCCAGCGAGAUCCGCGAGGCCUAUGUGGUUCUGGGAUGGGAGGAGCCAAGACCCCGGGGCAAAGCCCCACUGACGUACUUCCUGGAGAAGUCGGUCAUAGGUAGUGGCACCUGGGAGGCCAUCAACUCAGAAACGCCUGUGAAAUCCCCGAGAUUCGCCCUUUUGGAUCUGGAGAAAGGGAAGUCGUAUGUCUUCAGAGUGCGAGCGAUAAACCAGCACGGCAUGAGCGAUCCCUCGGAGCCCAGCGAGCCCAUCGCCUUGAGGGGGAAGCCAGCCACUCUCCCUCCUCCAACUCAAGUUCAAGCUUUCCGAGACACACAGACCUCUGUCUCCCUGAACUGGGAUCCUGUGAAAGACAGCCCAGAGCUCCUGGGUUAUUACAUCUACUCCCGGAAGGCAGGAUCAUCCGAGUGGAAAACAGUUAACAACAAACCCAUCCAGGGCAACAGGUUCACGGUUCCCGGGCUGAGGACAGGGCAGGAGUAUGAGUUUUGUAUCAGGUCAGUCAGCGAGGCUGGAGUUGGGGAGAGCUCAGCCGCCACCGAACCCAUCAAGGUCAAGCAGGCUCUUGCUAUACCAUCUGCCCCAUAUGACUUCGCCCUCCUGAACUGUGGGGAAAAUGAUAUGGUCAUUGGGUGGAAACCCCCCAAGUGGCGUGGAGGGGGCAAGAUCCUGGGCUACUUCCUGGACCAGCACGACUCGGAGGAGCUGAACUGGCGCUCGGUCAACCAGCAGCCCAUCCCCACCCAGAUCUGCAAGGUCAGUGACCUUCAUGAAGGCCACUUCUAUGAGUUCCGUGCCCGGGCAGUAAACUGGGCUGGUGUUGGAGAGCUGUCGGCGUCCAGCAGCCUGUUUGAGUGCAAAAAGUGGACGAUGCCUCAGCCAGGACCCCCGUAUGGCGUGCGGGUGUUUGAAGUGCGGGCCACCUCCCUGAUGCUGACGUGGGAGCCCCCACUGUACCAAGGGGCCGGACCGGUCACAGGCUACUGCAUCAGUGUCCAGGAGGAAGGCUCUGAGCAGUGGAAGCCGGUCACUCCAGACCCCAUCUCUGACACCCACCUGAGGAUUUCUGACUUACAGCCGGGGAAGACCUACGUGUUCCAUGUACAGGCUGUGAAUUCAGCGGGCCCAGGGCAGCCGUCUGUGCCCACCGACCCCGUACUCCUGGAGGACAAGCCAGAUGCUCGUGAGAUCGAGGUCGGUGUGGAUGAUGAGGGCUUUAUCUACAUGGCUUUCGAAGCCCCCGAGGCCCCCGACUCCUCGGAGUUUCAGUGGUCCAAGGACUACAAGGGCCCGCCGGACCCACAGAGGGUCAAGGUCGAGGAGGAAGUUAACAAGUCCAAGAUCAUCCUGAAAGAACCUGGCCUCGAGGAUUUGGGCACCUACUCGGUGGUGGUCACCGAUGCUGACGAAGAAAUCUCAGCAAGCCACACGCUGACGGAGGAAGAGCUGAACAAGCUGAAGAAGUUGAGCCAUGAGAUUAGAAACCCAGUGAUCAAGCUGAUCUCCGGCUGGAACGUUGACAUCCUCGAGCAAGGAGAGGUGCGGCUUUGGCUGGAAGUAGAAAAGUUGUCUCCAGCCGCUGAGCUGCAUCUAAUCUUCAAUGAGCAGGAAAUCUUCAGCUCACCGAACCGCAAAAUCAAUUUUGUCCGAGAGAAGGGCCUGGUGGAAGUCAUCAUCCAAAACUUGACUGAGGACGACAAAGGGUCGUAUACUGCUCAGCUCCAAGACGGAAAAGCCAAGAACCAGAUCACCCUGGCUCUGGUGGAUGACGAGUUCGACAAACUUCUAAGGGAGGCAGGUGCUAAGAGAAGAGACUGGAAGAGAAAGCAGGGUCCGCAUUUCGAGGAGCCUUUGCAAUGGAAGGUCACCGAGGACUGCCAAGUGCUGCUGACGUGCAAGGUGGCCAACACCAAGAAAGAAACCCGCUUCCAGUGGUUCUUCCAGAAGAAAGAGUUCCCAGAUGGUCAGUACGACCCGCAGACUGGAGCAGGGCUUCUCUGCAUCGAAGAGCUUUCCAAAGAGGACAAGGGCAUUUACAGAGCAGAGGUUUCGGAUGAGCGAGGGGAGGACGACACCAUCCUGGACCUCACAGGUGAAGCCCUGGAUGCCAUCUUCACUGAGCUGGGCAGGAUUGGUGCCCUCUCUGCGACCCCACUGAAAAUCCAGGGCACUGAAGAGGGGAUCCGGCUCUUCAGCAGGGUCAAGUACUACAACGUGAACUACAUGAAAACCAGCUGGUUCCACAAAGAGAAACGCCUGGAGAGUGGUGAUCGGGUGAGGGCUGGCACCACCCUGGAUGAGAUCUGGCUCCACAUCCUGGACCCCAAAGACUCAGACAAGGGCAGAUACACCCUAGAGAUAGCGGCCGGGAAAGAAGCCCGGCAGCUCUCAGCUGAUCUCUCGGGACAAGCUUUUGAGGACGCCCUGGCUGAGCACCAGAGACUGAAAGCCUUGGCCAUCAUCGAGAAGAAUCGUGCCAAAGUGGUGAGGGGCCUGCCGGAUGUGGCCACGAUCAUGGAAGAUAAGACCCUGUGCCUGACCUGCGUCAUCUCAGGAGAUCCUUUCCCUGAAAUCUCUUGGCUGAAGAACGACCAGCCCAUCACCUUCCUUGACCGCUACCACAUGGAGAUGAGGGGGUCGGAGGUCACCAUCACCAUCGAGAGGGUCAACAGUGAGGACAGUGGGCGCUACGGUGUCUUCGUCAAGAACAAGUAUGGCUCCGAGACGGGCCAGGUCACCAUCAGCGUGUUCAAGCACGGGGAGGAGGGCAAGGUGCUGAAGGUGUGACGGUCGGAUCCAGGCACAGCCUGAGGUCUAGUCUGCACGGACUAGGAGGGUCAACCAGCGGCUCACAGCCUGGCACAAGCCACGGAGGCGGGGCAGGGGGGAUUGGACAUUGUGGAACCCGGGACAUGGGAGAGGAGUAGCUACACCAAAGUGGAGAAGCAGAGACCUUGCUGGGGUCCUGGGAGGCCUCCAGGAUAACGGGAUCAGCACUGGACUUGGAAUGGGAGACCUACGUGCAAAACUGUUUCAGCUCUAAACUCUCCAUGAGCCUUGCCUUCCUCAUCUAUCACAUGGGAAUUCCUACUCCUAGGGAUUGUUUAUGAAAACCCUUGAAACCACACACCAGUGAUUCUCAACAGGAGGCAGUUUUGUCCCCCAGGAGACAUUUGGCAGUGUCCAAAUUUUGGGUUGUCACAGCUGGGGAUGUCCGCUGGCGUCUAGUAGGUAGCAGCCUACUAAGCACAACAGCACAUAGAAUUCAACCCCAAAUGACAAUAGUGCCGCGGUUGAUGCACCGCCCACCCCCCUUGUAAACGGAUUUAUCACAGUACCCCCUUUUGGAUACUGUAUUUUCAAUUCACUUAAGUUCAACGAACAUUCAUUUGAAGUCUAGCGUGUGCCAGGCUGCAGAUGGCAUCGGGAGCACAAAGAUACAUAAUAUGCGGGCCCCGCCCUCAAGGACACCUCAGCCCAGGAGGAGAGUCAGACCUGGGUGCAAAUGACUCCAGGACAAGUCAGAUGAUCAGGAUUAUAAAACAGGUCCACAUAAAGUUCCACUGGUGGUCAGAGGAGGGAGACAGGCGUUCAUCCCAACUAGGGAAGGUGAGCUUUAAAACACCUUCAUGGAACUAGCAGAAUUGGUGGUUGGGCCCUGAAAAAAGAAGUUGGAUUUGGUGAUGGUCAUGGGAAGAGAUUUCAGGAGCAGGGGAUGGUGAGAGCAAAGGUGAGGCGUGGGGGUGACGCUGCCUGGGUGGCCUUGGAUGCCAGGCCGGAGAGUUGGAUGACCUUCCGGACUUCCAGCUCAGGGCCUCUGCCUGGCGGGACAGAUGCUGGUUGGCCUUGCUUGCUGGACCUCAAUACGGAGCUGGGCAUUUCACCACCCUCCAGUUUCCUUCUUUUUUCAAAUCAGAUUGGGAGGGGUGGGGUUUAUAAAGUUAGAGAUGUUUGUUGUAAAAAUUUUGGAAAACCUUGAAAAUGUUGAAGGAGAAAAUAAAACUCAUCUGUACUCCCAACACCAAAACAUAA
This is a messenger RNA of Balaenoptera musculus (blue whale), 5683 nucleotides long. It is a transcript of the gene MYOM3, whose product is annotated as myomesin 3. Lineage: Eukaryota; Metazoa; Chordata; Mammalia; Artiodactyla; Balaenopteridae. The record is from RefSeq and is a predicted model, not a curated record. The transcript has 37 exons. Gene Ontology annotation, molecular function: protein binding. Bases 149 to 4438 code for a protein of 1429 amino acids.